Messenger RNA from Macadamia integrifolia, 2481 nucleotides. RefSeq names its product vacuolar cation/proton exchanger 3-like. The transcript has 12 exons. The record is from RefSeq and is a predicted model, not a curated record. Bases 938 to 2320 code for a protein of 460 amino acids. Lineage: Eukaryota; Viridiplantae; Streptophyta; Magnoliopsida; Proteales; Proteaceae. Gene Ontology annotation, cellular component: plant-type vacuole membrane. Gene Ontology annotation, molecular function: calcium:proton antiporter activity. Gene Ontology annotation, biological process: calcium ion transmembrane transport; intracellular calcium ion homeostasis.
GAAUAGUGUGCCCCUUGUUGGCCCUUUGUGGGUCCUAUUUAGGCCCUUUAUGAAUCUCUUUUCAUGAAGGCCGAAUCUCUUGCCUACACCAAUAUGGAUCUUUGAGUUAAUGCAGACUGCAAAACUCAUCAAUUUUGAACCGUUCAACUCAACGUUUUUCACUGCCGUCAAUGUCAUGAUCCAUUCGAUUUGGUCGGACGAGGGCAGCAACUGAAGACAGAGGGGAGUGCCAGACUGAUUAGUGAAUGGGUAAUUAGUAGCAGAUCUUUCAAUAGGGAAGGGAGGAACUCUACCAAAAAAAAAAGAAGAAAAAAAGGGCAGUGAGGAAGAAAUCAGAAAAGAAAGGCGGCAGCCGCGGCACCGUUGCUUCGAGGUUUACCCAAAAAAAAAAAAAAAGACCGUUGCUUCGAGGAAGCUUCGUAGCAAUUUCCUAUCAGACAUCUCCGGUUUAAUAUUAAAAAUAAAAAAACAAUGACACCUCCGCUCUUGACGAUACGGGAAAUGACUCCGUUGCCUAUUAUUAAUUUGACUUCUAUCGAUUUUGGUCCCCUUUGCCAUUAGUGGGAACUGCGAAGAGGCCAAUCAUAAACACGAGACAAACAUAACUCCUCUGUUUUUUUCCCUUUUCUGUUUGUCUAUUUUGAAUUUUAUAUAAUUUCUAAAAUUUCGGACGGAUAAUUUCCUGCCUUCCUUCGUCUGCCAGUGCAAUGAAUUCCGUCUGACCUUCACCCGUCUUCGACUUACCAGUCAAAUUCAUAGAUUUUGUGCCGCUGGUGAUUCUUCGUUUCUAUCAUUCCCAUUGAUUCUGGCGUAUUAUCUUUGGAGAGUGGAGGAAGUCCGGAAUUUGAAGCCUCUCUAUCGCCAGUUCUCUCAGCUGCGGUAGUGCGACAAUUUCUUUUCUCCAGAUCUUGAACACAAGUCCUAGCUGGUUGCAGAGAUGGGAUCCAUAGAGGAGAAGACAGGCCUUGAACCUGAAGAGGAGAUCCCAUUUUGUUCAUCACAAUCCUCGAGAAAGAUGCAUGCCUUUGAAACAUCUCAUGGUUUACCAGAUGUCUCUCACACUUGGAGUCCUAAGCGUAUACAUUAUAAAGCUGCAUUCAAGAGCAUUAAUGCCGUCUUGAUCAAAGCCAAGAUUAAUAUGUUGUUACCUUUUGGUCCCCUUGCAAUUUUGCUUCACUAUCUUACUGGAAAGCAUGGAUGGGUCUUCCUCUUCACCUUAGUGGGCAUCACACCUUUAGCAGAGCGUUUGGGUUAUGCAACAGAGCAGCUUGCAUUCUACACAGGACCUACAGUUGGAGGUCUUUUAAAUGCUACUUUUGGCAAUGCAACAGAAAUGAUAAUUUCCAUCUAUGCUUUGAAGAAUGGCAUGAUAAGAGUUGUUCAGCAGUCACUACUGGGCUCCAUAUUGUCAAAUAUGCUAUUAGUUCUUGGGUGUGCCUUCUUCACUGGUGGGAUUGUUCAUUACAAGGAAGUGCAAGUCUUCAAUAAGGCAGCUGCCGUGGUGAACUCUGGAUUACUGUUGAUGGCUGUCAUGGGUAUAAUGUUCCCUGCUGUACUUCACUUCACACACACAGAGGUUCACUUUGGAAAGUCAGAAUUAUCUCUUUCAAGAUUUAGCAGUUGUAUUAUGUUGGUAGCGUAUGCAAGCUACCUCUUUUUUCAGCUGAAGAGUCAACAGAAUCUCUAUAGUCCCAUUGAUGGAGAAAUAAACCAUAUUGAAGAAGAGUCUGAUGAAGAGGAAGUUCCUGAGAUAACUCAAUGGGAGGCAAUUGCAUGGCUUGCUGUUUUGACAGGAUGGGUUUCCAUCCUCUCUGGAUAUCUUGUUGAUGCCAUUCAGGGAGCUUCUGAUUCCUUGAAUAUGCCAGUGGCUUUUAUUAGUGUAAUCCUGCUUCCUAUCGUAGGAAAUGCUGCUGAGCAUGCUAGUGCAAUCAUGUUUGCCAUGAAAAACAAACUUGACAUCACUCUUGGAGUUGCAAUUGGGUCAUCUACACAAAUAUCUAUGUUUGUGAUUCCUUUCUGUGUGGUUGUUGGUUGGCUUAUGGGCCAACCAAUGGACUUGAAUUUUCAGCUCUUUGAGACUGCUACACUCUUUAUUACAGUUCUAGUAGUGGCAUUUAUGCUGCAGGAAGGGACUUCAAACUAUUUCAAAGGUCUGAUGCUUAUUUUUUGCUACCUUAUAGUCGCGGCCAGUUUUUUUGUGCAUGUAGACCCUUCAAACGGUAAGUUUGCAGACCCACCCAACAAAAAAAAAAAGAAAAGAAAGAAAGUUCACGGGAAUUUUUAUUAUAAGUUGCCACUUUAUUAUCACUGGCUAAGCUGAGUCUUGAAUGUGCUGCAUUGUAUUGCAUUUUUCCGAACUUGUUAACUAGUUUCUGAAUUGACUAAAAAUAUUCAAGGUGAGGUUCGAUGGUGCAUGCUUUUGCGGAUGAUAUUGUUUUAUUGGAUGACACAAAAAUAGGUCUCAAUGCUAAACUGGAGUGA